Chara braunii is the source of this 909-nucleotide messenger RNA. The record is from the annotation of a GenBank genome assembly. Lineage: Eukaryota; Viridiplantae; Streptophyta; Charophyceae; Charales; Characeae.
GCGUUGUUUCUCUACGAUGGCAGGGUUCCGCGGCGGGCGUGUUUGAGGCGACUGUCGAAGGCAUGACGUGGCAAACCGUGCGAGGAUUGGCAGAGAUGGACAGUCAUGGCUGCUCAAACGUUCUACGCGACGAAGAGAUCGACGCUGUGGCGAUGGCGGUGACUGCCGUCGUCGUAAACACGAUAGGCGACAAGGAGUCCUCGUCGCGCGACAUGCUGACGCGACUCUGGCAACGAAGAUCGCUAUUGCAGAGCGUUGCAGAGGCGCCGGAUUGCGCGGCCACGUGUGAGGCAGUCGUCCAGUUGUGUGCCUCGGUGACGUCUGGCAUUUUCCUGCGGCAGACUCUGCGAUGGUGGAUCAAACGACGGACUGGCGGGACAUGGGAGGACCUCCGGCUUCGGGACGACGCGACGGACGAGUACUUCCGGCAGAAGCUGCGCAUGUCGACGGCCAUGUUCAACCACAUCGUAGUCGCAUGCGCCGCGUAUAUGGAGAAGAAAGUGACGCACUAUCGAAUGUCAUUGCCAGUGGAGCAGCUGAUUGCUUUCGCGUUAUACAGGUGGGCGUCCGGAGAGACGUACGAGAGUGGCACGUCAGCAUUUGGCAUCGGCAGGGCAAGUGGACUGCAGGUCGUCCGCGACGUCACUUCGGCACCGCUGCAGGCGUACCCCGACGCGAUAAAGUGGCCAAUGGGCAGGAGACGUGCGCAGAUUCUGCGCGCUUUCCGUGAGAAGGGUUUCCCAAACUGCUUCGGCGCUAUCGACUGUACACACAUCUACAUUGACAAGCCCGCCGGCGCACCUUCCGAGAACUACUACGACCGCAAAUAAAAGUUCUCCGUGCAGGAGCAGGUGGUCGUGGAUUUGGAUUUGCGGAUCCUCGAUGUCCACGUCGGAUACCCUGGAAGUG